GACAUGCACGUAAAACAAACACCGACAAUUGGAAUACGCAGUCGUCCAGGAAAAUUAUCCAAGCAUUGAACUCCUGGCCAUGGAACAAACUAACAGUAGAUAUAUUGUUAUUACAAGUAAACACCAUGACGGUUAUUCCAUGUGGCCUUCCAAAUAUUCCGUUGGUUGGAACUCGAUGGCACUAGGUCCAAGAAGGGAUAUUAUAGGUGAACUUGGCACAGCCAUCAAAAACAAGACAUCUCUACAUUAUGGAAUUUACUAUUCGCUAUCUGAAUGGUUCAACCCCCUGUUUCUUGACGAUAAAGCUAAUAAUUUUACUACCCAAGAAUAUGUUAACACGAAGACUCUACCACAACUAUAUGAAUUGGUAAAGAGUUACAAACCGGAUGUACUAUGGGUUGAUGUAUUGGAUAAAGCGCUAGGGUCAUAUUGGAAAGCCCAGGAGUUUCUUGCAUGGUUGUACAAUGAUAGUCCAGUCAAAGAUUCUGUUGUAACCAAUGAUAGAUGGGGUUAUGACACCUGGUGCAAUCAUGGUGGAGUUAUGACAUGCCAUGAUAGAUUUUUGCCAGAUCAAUUACAAAAGAAGAAAUGGGAAAAUGUUAUGACAAUUGAUAAAAGUUCUUUUGGAUUCAGACGAAAUGCAAAACUUAACAGUUUUCUUUCGUCCCAAGACCUCAUAAACACUUUCGUACAAACAGUCAGCCUUGGAGGUAAUAUGUUAAUGAACGUUGGUCCGACCGAGGAAGGAACCAUCCAUCCUAUUUACGAAGAAAGGCUACGAGAUAUUGGCAAUUGGUUGUCUGUUAAUAACGAAGCUAUUAAAAGUUCUAGACCAUGGUCAACUCAAAAUGAUAAAUUAUCUCCAACUGUUUGGUACACGAAGAAACAAAACGUUAUUUAUGCCAUAAUAUUGGGAUUUGAGAGUGGUGUUACCCUAAGUUUAAGUGCACCAAAGUCAGAUCAUGAUACACAGGUACACAUACUUGGGUAUAAUGGACCACAGCUCGCCUGGCUUCCGCGUUUAGAUGGAGGCAUGGACAUAACAAUUCCAGCAAUACCAUACAAUAAAUUACCUUCUAACUUUGCAGUGACAUUUAAACUGACAGGUCUCGCAAACCAUUUUGAUUCUGGAUCACAUAUUAUCGGCAAACGAACUUUACACUAAUAUUGUAAUGAAACAGUUAAAAGAAAAUAAAGAAAAUUUGAAAAUUUGA
Molecule: messenger RNA, 1214 nt
Organism: Patella vulgata (common limpet)
Lineage: Eukaryota; Metazoa; Mollusca; Gastropoda; Patellidae
Product: alpha-L-fucosidase
Exons: 8
Coding region: 80-1165 (361 amino acids)
Biological process (GO): fucose metabolic process; glycoside catabolic process
Cellular component (GO): lysosome
Molecular function (GO): alpha-L-fucosidase activity
Source: RefSeq, a predicted model, not a curated record